AUGCUGUUCGACGGGGAGGCCGCGUUCGACUUGGACCCGUACCUCUUUCAGCUCAGCAAUUGCGUGGUGGACCUCCGCUCGAACACCAUCCGUCCAGGCCGCCCGACAGACAUGACUUCCCUGCGCAGCCCGAUUCGCGUGCCUCAAAGGUGGCUGCAGAAUUCCGACCUCGUGGAAUCCGAGUCGGCCAGCGACCGCCAGAGGUCAUGGUCGAUCUUGCGGUCGCUAUAUAAGCGCGAGGGCGACCAUCACCCCGACGAUUGCGCGGAGGAGCUCGGGGACGCAGACGCGGAGAACUUCCAGCACAUGAUGCAUCUGCAGGCGCGCCUUCUCGAAGGCACGCCGCUCUGCAAGUGCGCGCUGCUGUGGUCUAGGCGGGGCCGCAAUGGCAAGGGCAUCUGCGAAAAGAUAUUCCAGGCUGCCUGGGGGGAGUAUUACGUUCCUGUCCGAGCCACAGUCUUCACUGCGGACAAGCGCUCCGAGCACGAGCACAAGGCGGCGGACGCCUUUCGUCGAGGAUUUCGCGUAGCCUUCGGCAACGAGGUGCAUUCCGCGGCUUGGAGCAACGCUGUCUUCAAGAGCAGGAACUCUACCGAUCCCAUCACCGCCCGCGCUUGCAACUCAGGCGAAACCGAGAAGAUGAAGCCCAUGUGCACUUACAUUUUCGCGUGCAACGAUAUCCCAUCGUGGGAGCAGGUCCCCAAGGGCUCGGAGCGCGACCGCCUGCUGCCGAUGUAUAUGCCGAAUAAGUUUCGCGACUCCUUCGACGCCCCCACGUCGCCGCGUUCUUUCCUUAAGGACCACGGGCUCGAGGCAGAGAUCGGCAGGCCCGAGUUCGCGAUUGGCCACUUGCUCAACCUCCUCACCAUCAGGUCAUCUGCGUCUUCGGGCGGAGGCCUCUCACUGCACGAGCUGGCGGCGACAGGGACGAAGACGACGGCGCACUGGCUCGAGGCGUGGAUGACCGAGUGGAGCAGGGUGGACGGCGACGGCGCUCACGAGGGCGAGGUGAACGGGGAGUCAUUCGCGCUCGUCCAGGACAUCCACGCUCGCCUCUACGCGUCAAGGACCCGCGCCCUCCUGCAGUGCCAGGUGGAUCAGACCAGGUGCGAUCUGCCACUAGCCGCCCCCAAGACGAAGCGGUGGGCUGUCCUCCUGGGCCACGUCCGCGCGCAAGGUCGCCUCGGGGCCAAUCUCGCCCAGAUCGGGGCCGCGAAGUCACGCAAGCAGAGAAUGCAGGCGUGCGUGACCGCACUCCCCUUCGACACGUCGCUGUACAACCAGUUUUUCUCGGACACCGCCACGUUCGGCGACCUCGCGGAGUACACGUACAACCUGUCCCUCGACGCUUUCGCCCCCGCCGAGGACGCGCUCGCCAAGCCCGCCGAAGCUGAAGUGCCGACCCGAAUGUGCCGCUACACCGUCUGCGAGGCAGCCAACUUGACCGCGCUGCGGGCCCGGCGCGACGCUGGGGCUGCCGUCACGGGCGAGCGUCGCCAGGAGGGGUUGUCCGCGCACGUGGAUCUCCUGAACGAGGCGGGCCAGGCCUGCACCAUGAAGGACGGCUUUCUCCGCCCGACCUCCGAGCCAGGGUGCCCAGACAUCCGCGUCCUUCGGCGCGAGUAUUACCAGCUCGACGAGAUCGGCCGCGCGCACGCGCUGCGGCCACACGUUCCGGAUGGCGCCAUUGAGCGUGACUUUGGGAUCGUCAAGAUGUACGCGGACAAAUCCAAAGAGUGGCGCUCCGACGUUGCCCAGUACUAUAACAUCGACGUGCCCCAGGCCAAGGCGAUCUUCUCGCGGCUGCCGUUCAAGGGCAGCAUUCAGCCUGAUGCAUCCUGGGAAGGCGAUCGCUCCGACGACAUGCUGCCGUGCCUGAUGGAGUUGAGGAGCGCUUUCAGGCGUGGCCAGGAGACCCUCGCGGCCGAGUGUGACAAUUACAAGAAGGCGAGGUCUUGGAAUUCGACGUUGCCGCUGGCUUGCCCGACCGCGCGUGGCUUCAGGUUUCGCUGCUUCCCCGCGGCGAGCCCCGCCGCGGCGGCACGGGCCGCUAGCGACGCGAGGACUUCCAGGAACCGCAAGGCUGCAUCCAUGGAGAAGGUGUUGCAGAAGGCGCAUCCAGGGUCCUCGGCGCUGGCGCUGUACCUUCAGACGAAGGAAGACGAGAUUCUCGAGAGCAUGGCUGCUGCUGCCAAGGGGCUGCAAGCGUGCGUCUUGAGCUUGGUGUUCGACGGCAUGUACGUGGCCAUGCCUUCAAUGCCCGACAUCGCGGGACUGUUCGACUCGGUGGCCGGCCACGUCUGGGAGACGCACGGUGUCCGCAUCGCCUUGAAGGCAGCGGGUGGCGAGACGAUCAAGGCGUUCGCGGCUGCGUCGAAACGCAGCCGCUCGAGCGAUGAGGACGAGGCUGAGACGGCCCAGAAGAAGGCGAAGGUGUGCCACCUGACCCAGGAUAUGGAGAAGCUGUUGGAUAUCGACGCGUCCGCGGCGGCCAGCGGCGCGCACCAGGGCGGCGGGCCGCCCUGCGCCCAGGAGGAGCAGCGCGGACACGGACAAGGCGGCGGGAUGCUCGGCGCCGCGGCAGCCAGCGGCGCGCCCGAGGGCAGCGGGCAGUUAAUCGCACAGGAGGAGCAAUUCGGCUGCGAGCCAGGCGGUGGGCCGCCUGAUACGCAGGAGCCGUCGAUGGCAGGCCGCUGGAAUGAGGGCGACGCGGUCGUCUCCGAGGCGGCUCACGGCGGUGCGUGA
Messenger RNA from Prorocentrum cordatum, 2745 nucleotides. NCBI's taxonomy places the organism in Eukaryota, Dinophyceae, Prorocentrales, Prorocentraceae. The record is from the annotation of a GenBank genome assembly.